AUGGGAAAGGACUUCCAUCUGUACGAGAACAUCUCUAAGAUCAGCCCAUUUGAGGGGCCACAGUAUCACCUGGCCCCAAUGUGGGCUUUCUACCUACAGGCUGCUUUCAUGGGCUUUGUGUUCUUUGCUGGAACACCCCUAAACUUUAUAAUUCUCGUGGUGACAGUGAAGUACAAGAAGCUGAGACAACCGUUGAACUUCAUCCUGGUCAACAUCUCGUUAGCAGGUUUCAUCUUUGUGACGUUUUCUGUGAGUCAAGUGUUUGUUUCUAGCGCGAGAGGAUACUACUUCCUGGGUUACACCUUGUGUGCAAUGGAAGCUUGCAUGGGUUCAAUAGCAGGGUUGGUGUCAGCUUGGUCCCUGGCUGUCCUUGCCUUUGAGAGAUACGUGGUCAUCUGCAAACCCUUCGGCACCUUCAAAUUUGACAACAACCAGGCUCUGGCGGCUGUUGCCUUCACCUGGGUCAUGGGGAUCGGAUGUGCCACCCCACCGUUCUUCGGCUGGAGCAGGUAUAUCCCUGAGGGUCUGGGUUGCUCCUGUGGACCUGACUGGUACACAAACAACGAGGAGUACCACUGUGCCAGCUACACCAAAUUCCUUAUUGUUACCUGUUUCCUCAUGCCCAUGUCCAUCAUCUUCUUCUCCUACUCCCAGCUGCUGGGAGCACUACGGGCUGUGGCAGCUGCCCAGGCUGAGUCAGCUUCCACCCAGAAGGCAGAGAAGGAAGUAUCCAGGAUGGUGAUUGUGAUGGUGUGCUCCUUCAUUCUGUGUUACGGCCCCUACGCCCUGGCAGGCUUGUACUUUGCCUAUACAACAAGCGAGAACAAAGACUACCGCCUGGUGACCAUCCCUGCUUUCUUCUCUAAAAGCUCCUGUGUAUACAAUCCUCUUAUUUAUGCCUUCAUGAACAAACAGUUUAACGCCUGCAUCAUGGAGACUGUGUUCGGAAAGCAGAUUGAGGAGACUUCAGUUUCAGCCUCCAAGACUGAGGUCUCCACAGCAUAA
This is a messenger RNA of Salmo salar (Atlantic salmon), 1005 nucleotides long. It is a transcript of the gene opn1sw1, whose product is annotated as opsin 1 (cone pigments), short-wave-sensitive 1. NCBI's taxonomy places the organism in Eukaryota, Metazoa, Chordata, Actinopteri, Salmoniformes, Salmonidae. The record is from RefSeq and is marked provisional. Gene Ontology annotation, biological process: G protein-coupled receptor signaling pathway; phototransduction; visual perception. Gene Ontology annotation, molecular function: G protein-coupled receptor activity. Gene Ontology annotation, cellular component: membrane.